Molecule: messenger RNA, 1224 nt
Organism: Lytechinus variegatus (green sea urchin)
Lineage: Eukaryota; Metazoa; Echinodermata; Echinoidea; Temnopleuroida; Toxopneustidae
Exons: 2
Coding region: 1-1224 (407 amino acids)
Source: RefSeq, a predicted model, not a curated record
AUGGACCGCCAGCAGUACAUCGAUGAAGCCAUGAAACAUCUCAAUAAUCGAUCUCACUAUGCACUCCUUGAUUCUGACCCCACUUGUAAUUUCUCCCUACAGAUCCAAUCGACACUGAAUGACAUGAAAGACAACAAGCAUCUCUCCGAGAAGGCCCACAAAUAUCUCUCCCCUACUAAUGCUAAACCUGCCCGCUUCUAUCUCCUCCCCAAGAUCCACAAACCUGUCAACCCUGGUCGACCCAUCCUCUCAGACUUUCUCAGGAAACUCAAUGACAUCAAAGACCAGAUACCGGAGACUGCAAUCAUCGGCACUUUGGAUGUUUCUUCACUGUACACCAAUAUUCCCCACGAUGAAGGUAUCAAAGCAUCAUGUGAAGCCUUGGCCGCCAGCGGCCAUUCCAGUCCCCCCCAUUUCCGAUAUCAAAUCUCUGAUGUCUCAUGUACUAACAAAAAACAACUUCACUUUCAUGGACCAGCACUACCUACAGAUAUUCGGCACAGCAAUGGGUACUCGGAUGGCUCCUUCAUUCGCCUGUCUCUUCAUGACCAAGCUGGAACAGCAGAUGUUAGAUUCAGCCCCUGUCGCCCUUGGAUUUGGUGGCGUUACAUCGACGACAUUUUCUUCAUCUGGACCAGGGAGGAAGAUAGCCUCCACACAUUAAUUGACCACAUCAAUUCCUUCCUCAGGACCACCAAAUUCACUUCUGAUUUCUCCCAACAGGAAAACCACUUCCUUGAUGUAACAGUCCAGAAAAAGCCUAACGGUAUCACCACCACCCUGUACACUAAACCCACAGAUACCCACCAGUACCUCCACUCAUCCAGCUGCCACCCUCGUCACUGCAAAACCGGCAUCGCUUACAGUCAAGCCCUCAGACCUUGCUGCAUCUGCUCCGAGGACCCUGAUUUCUCCUUCCAUACCAGGAAUUUACAGAAACAUCUCUGUGCCAGGGGCCACGGGGCCAGGUCAGUUCAGCUGGCAAUCAACAAAGUUCGUUCUCUCCCCAGAUCUGAAGUUCUCAAACCUAAAAGUGACAAGAAGACUACCGACAGAAUAUCGCUUGUGACCACCUUCCAUCCCAAUCUACCCCCUCUCCGCAAAAUCCUGUGUGAUAACCACCACAUUUUACACACUUCUGAUCGUCUCCAACAGGCCGUUCCCGAUACAUCUUCUAGCAUACCGACGCCCACCGAAUCUCAGGGACCUCAUUGUUCGUGCUGA